AUCGGCUUCGCUAAUUUUUUCUCUAAAUCCGUAAAAUCUUCUGUUUCGCAAUUCAAUCUCGAGAGUCGAAAAUGGAGGGAGUGGAUUACCAUGCCGACGAGCGGAGCAAGGCGGAGUUUGAUGUCGAGGCGAUGAAGAUCGUCUGGGCUGGUUCUCGCCACGUUCUUGAAGUCUCCGAUCGGAUUGCUCGUCUCGUUGCUAGUGAUCCGGUCUUUCGUAAGGAUAAUAGAGCUAUUCUAAGUAGGAAGGAGUUGUUUAAAAAUACUUUAAAAAAAGCAGCUCAUGCUUGGAAGCGGAUAAUUGAGCUCCGUCUUUCUGAAGAAGAGGCAUCUAAAUUAAGGAAUUCUGUGGAUGAGCCUGCUUAUACUGAUCUUCAUUGGGGAAUGUUUGUACCUGCUAUUAAAGGACAAGGCACAGAGGAGCAGCAACAGAAGUGGUUGCCUUUGGCAUAUAGAAUGCAAAUAAUUGGUUGCUAUGCACAAACUGAACUUGGUCACGGCUCCAAUGUUCAGGGACUUGAAACCACUGCAACAUUUGAUCCCCAGACUGAUGAAUUUGUCAUUCACAGUCCUACACUGACUUCGAGCAAGUGGUGGCCUGGUGGAUUGGGUAAAGUUUCUACACAUGCUGUUGUUUAUGCUCGUCUCAUAACAGAUGGUGAAGACCAUGGAAUACAUGGAUUCAUUGUCCAGCUACGGAGCUUGGAUGACCACUCUCCUCUUCCAGGCAUUACAGUUGGUGAUAUUGGGAUGAAAUUUGGAAGUGGAGCAUAUAACACCAUGGACAAUGGUGUUUUGAGAUUUGAUCAAGUGCGCAUCCCAAGAAAUCAAAUGUUGAUGCGGGUCUCACAGGUUACAAGAGAAGGAAAAUAUGUACAAUCUAAUGUUCCUCGGCAGCUGAUUUAUGGCACCAUGGUGUAUGUUCGACAAACAAUUGUUGCUGAUGCUUCUACUGCUUUAUCACGGGCAGUUUGCAUAGCUACUAGAUACAGUUGUGUCCGUAGACAAUUUGGUUCUCAGAAUGGUCUAGAGACCCAGGUGAUUGACUACAAAACUCAGCAAAGUAGGCUUUUUCCUUUGCUGGCUUCUGCCUAUGCUUUUAGAUUUGUUGGUGAAUGGCUGAAAUGGCUAUAUACGGAUGUAACUCAAAGAUUGCAAGCAAAUGAUUUCUCGACAUUGCCUGAGGCUCAUGCAUGUACUGCAGGGUUAAAGUCUAUUACUACUACUGCAACUGCUGAUGGUAUUGAAGAAUGUCGAAAAUUAUGUGGUGGCCAUGGUUACUUGCAUUGCAGUGGGCUUCCUGAGUUAUUUGCAGUUUACAUCCCUGCUUGUACUUAUGAGGGGGACAACAUUGUGCUACUUUUACAGGUUGCAAGGUUUCUUGUGAAGACUGUUUCUCAGCUUCCAUCUGGGAAGAAGCCUGUUGGAACAACAGCUUAUAUGGGGCGUGCAGAACACCUUCUGCAAUGUCGCUGUGAUGUUCAGAGGGCUGAAGAUUGGCUGAAGCCUAAUGUAAUAUUGGAGGCUUUUGAAGCAAGAGCAACUAGGAUGUCUGUUGCCUGUGCUAAAAACCUUAGCAAGUUUUCAAAUCCAGAGGAUGGUUUUGCAGAACUCUCAGCUGAUUUAGUUGAGGCUGCAGUUGCUCACUGUCAGUUAAUUGUUGUUUCCAAGUUUAUUGAGAAAUUGCAACAAGACAUACCAGGAAAAGGAGUGAAAAGACAAUUAGAGAUCCUCUGUGGUGUUUAUACUCUGCAUCUUAUACACAAACAUCUCGGAGAUUUCCUCUCCACUGGUUGCAUUACCCCGAAGCAAGGUUCACUGGCAAAUGAACAGCUCAGAUCUUUAUAUGCUCAGGUCCGUCCCAAUGCAAUCACACUUGUUGAUGCAUUCAAUUACACCGACCACUACCUGGGGUCAAUUCUUGGCUGCUAUGACGGAAAUGUAUACCCAAAACUCUACGAUGAAGCAUGGAAGGAUCCUUUGAAUGACACUGUAGUGCCCGAUGGUUACCAUGAGUAUAUCCGUCCAUUGCUAAAGCAACAGCUCCGUACUGCAAGGCUCUGAGGAGAAACAGCCUCCAACGCACUGGCUGCUUGUGUUGUGAACUACUAGUAAUAAUAAAGUUACCAAGACAGUUAACCGUCAGAGAGAGUGAAGUUUACUUCAGUUGUCUAAGACACAUGUAUGGCCAUAAAUUACAUUAAGCGGUAACUUUUUAUUUGACGAUUUAAAAUUCUGUUAAAAAUAGAUUUCAUGUGCACGUGUUCUUCGGUUCAAAAUAGUUUUAUUUGUUGUUACCUCUCUCUCUCUCUCUCUCUCUUUUAAUUUGAUAUUGCAGGGUCAUGUUUUUUUCAGUUCAUCGUCAAUUUUUUUUUUUUUUUUUUUUUGGUAUUCUCUAUUCAUGUUUUAGUACGUUUUGCUCUUUGCCUGUUUUGCCCUCUGGUAGCUGAGAACACUAUACCCAGAAAGACAGAUAUUCACUAUCAUCAUGCCAUCAGUAGCAACAGUGCAAUAAAGAUUCAACCACUGC
This is a messenger RNA of Rubroshorea leprosula, 2529 nucleotides long. The record is from the annotation of a GenBank genome assembly. NCBI's taxonomy places the organism in Eukaryota, Viridiplantae, Streptophyta, Magnoliopsida, Malvales, Dipterocarpaceae.